GCCAGGCGAAACUGGCGUUUCUGGUCACAAGUAUCAUCGUUUGCCUCAGCGGCCUACCCGAGACCACAACUACUCGGCCGCCUUCAGUUGGCACAGAAUCGUCUAUUCGGCAGGUCAUCUGCGUAGUCUGGUGCCGCACAUCGAGGUGUCUGGUUGGCGAGCGACGUGCACUCCUCAGCCUCACAAGGCUGGGCGCUUAGGCGUUACCCUCCUCGCGUCCCAAUGCUGAGCCUGAUUGCGAGACAUCCUUCGCUCGUAUUCGGACUGUCCUGAUCACGUUCUCUAAUCCAUCUUGAAUGGCAUGUUGCUUAUGUACCUAUAAUCACGAAAUCUCACCUAUCUCGAAGCCCGCAGCUCCGAUAACAUUGACGCCACCCGACCGAAGAUGCCGCAAAGAAGCCUGAACCACGACGCCUACCGAGUGGGUUGGAUCUGUCCUUUGGAGGUAGAACAGAUCGCCGCGAUGGAGAUGUUGGACGAAGAGCACGAAGCUCUAUCACAAAAGCCCGCAGACCAUAACGUCUAUAAGCUCGGCAGCAUCAACAAUCACAAUAUCGUCGUCGCGGGCCUCCCCAAGACUGGUAACUGCUCUGCAGCCACGGUCGUUACCCAGAUGAGGAUGACAUUCCCCAACCUCAGAUAUGGCCUAUUGGUUGGUAUCGGAGGUGGUGUACCGGUACAGACGGACAGCGGGAUGAUUCGGUUAGGCCAUGUGGUGGUUAGCAAACCGACAGGCAUACACCCUGGGGCGGUUCAAUAUGACCACGGAAAGGCAAUAGCGGGUCGCUUUGAGCGGAUCGGUGCCGUCGGACCGCCGCCGGCAGUUCUCCUCAGCGCCGCACAAGCCCUGGCAGUGCAGCGAGAAAGGUUGGACCAUGAUCCCGUCUGGGAGGAUACGCAGAGAACACAAAGGAGCCGUCGAACUAUUCGACGUUUCAAGUUUCCUGGUAUCGCGAAUGAUUAUCUUCACUGUCGAGACUACAUUCAUCAGCAGCCAGGGCAAUCCUGCAACGAAGGCGGAUGUGAUCCGAAGCAGCGAAUCCAGAGACUGACUGACGACGGUGACGAGUCCUUCGUUGUUGUGCACCGAGGCACGAUAGCGUCCGGGGAGUUGCUGCUCAGGGAUGCUGCGCUGAGGGAUCUCUUAGCAGAGCAGCAUGGGCUAUUGUGCUUCGAGAUGGAGGCAGCAGGAGCGCUCGCCGAUUUCCCAUGCAUGGUCAUCCGUGGCAUCUCCGACUACUGCGAUACCCACAAAAAUGACCAGUGGCAUGGCUAUGCAGCAGCACUCAUUGGUGGUAGAAACUGCAACACGCAAUCUAAUUCAGCCGCUUUCCGACUCCCGAUCAAUUUGUCCGAGAUCUUCGAAGUAACUCGGUUCGUGGCAAGAGAAGAAGAGCUGGGCCGAAUUCAAGACAUUCUUAAGGGGGCAGUCGGACGCCGCACCGCCGUCCUACAUGGGUUGGGUGGUAUUGGCAAGACGCAGCUUGCGAUUGCAUACUUUAAGCGACAUCGUGAGGACUACUCAACAGCGAUAUGGCUGAACGCGAGGGACGAAACGGCAUUGAAGCAAAGCUUCGCUCGCAUUGCUGAGCGGAUCCUGCGCUACGACCCAUCCAUGACGUACGUCUCUGGUGCGGUGGAGAGCAGAGAUGCUGACAGAAUUGUGGAAGCGGUUAAACGGUGGCUGGAUGAGCCAUUGAAUGAUCGCUGGUUACUUAUUUACGACAAUUACGACCAUCCAAUGUUGAGUAGCACUAAUGCUACAAGGAAUGGACAGUCUGAUCUGUCUGGGGAGAAUUAUACUGAUGAAGAAGCGAAAGAUCACCGGGACCACGCCGACCCAAAGGCUUUUAAUCUUCGCCAAUACUUACCCGAGACUAAUCAUGGUGCUGUCAUUGUGACGUCGCGGUCGUCGAUAAAACUGGGACAGUCUAUUCAACUGGGUAAGUUCAGAGAUGUCAGUGAUAGUCUGGAGAUCCUGGCGUCUGCUUCUGGUCGCGAUAGCAUCAAGCAAGAUCCCGCCGCUGUCGACCUCGCACUACGGCUCGAUGGGCUUCCCCUUGCACUUGCAACAGCUGGAGCAUACUUGGAACAAGUAUCAAUGACCUGUACCGAAUAUCUCCAAUUGUACCAUGAAUCGUGGUCGCUAUUACAUAAAGAUGCCCCGCAACUGCCAUCCUACGACCAAACCUUAUACUCGACAUGGGGUAUUUCGUACAGGCACAUCGAGCGGCAAAGUCCGAUCGCAGCUAUGCUUCUCCGACAAUGGGCUUGUUUCAGCAAUGAAGACUUAUGGUAUGAGCUUUUGAAAGAUGGCGGACUGGACGGGCCAGGGUGGCUUGCCGAGAUGACGAACGAUAAGCUCGAGUUUCAUAGAGUUAUGAGAAUAUUAUGCAGCCACGGACUUGUAGAGGCCGAUCCGCCUUCAACAGCCCAGCAGGCAGAGUCACGAGGGUACAGCGUGCAUGGAUGCGUGCAUUCAUGGAUGAUACACGUGCUGAAUCGGGAAUUUGAUGAAGAUAUGGUUCAGACAGCGAUUCGUUGCGUGGCAUCGCAUAUACCGGAGCAAGAUCAGCGAGAGUUCUGGGUUACGCAGCGGCGGCUUCUCGCGCAUGCGGACAGAUGUCUCGAGACGAUGAGAGGAGUGGCACUUGAGUAUGAAGCUGAGGUGGCUUUAGGCUCACUGGGCAAUCUCUAUGCGGAGCAAGGCCGGCUUCAGGACGCGGAGGCCAUGUAUCGGCGAGCACUGGAUGGCAAGGAGAAGGCAUUAGGACCAGAUCACACAUCGACACUCGAUACAGUCAAUAACCUGGGCCUUCUCUAUAACGACCAAGGCCGGCUUCAGGACGCCGAGGCCAUGUACUGGCGGGCACUGGAUAGCAAGGAGAAGGUAUUAGGACUAGAUCACACAUCGACACUCGAUACAGUUCAUAACCUGGGCCUUCUCUAUAACAGCCAAGGCCGACUUCAGGACGCCGAGGCCAUGUACCAGCGAGCACUGGAUGGCUACGAGAAGGCAUUAGGACCAGAUCACACAUCGACACUCGAUACAGUCAAUAACCUGGGCCUUCUCUAUAACGACCAAGGCCAGCUUCAGGAUGCCGAGGCCAUGUACUGGCGAGCACUGGAUGGCUACGAGAAGGCUCUAGGGCCAGAUCACACAUCGACACUCAGUACAGUCAAUAACCUGGGCCUUCUCUAUAACGACCAAGGCCGGCUUCAGGACGCCGAGGCCAUGUAUCGGCGAGCACUGGAUGGCAAGGAGAAGGCAUUAGGACCAGAUCACACAUCGACACUCGGUACUGUCAAUAACCUGGGCAUUCUCUACAAAAGCCAAGGCCGGCUUCAGGACGCUGAGGCCAUGUACCAGCGAGCACUGGAUGGCUACGAGAAGGCUCUAGGGCCAGAUCACACAUCGACACUCAAUACAGUCAAUAACCUGGGCCUUCUCUACAAAAGCCAUGGCCGGCUUCAGGACGCCGAGGCCAUGGCCGACUUUAGUAGCGACCUAUAUCCCUGCCUUAAACGCACUGGAGAACUUUGUUAUUCUUUACGUGGAGCUUGGUCGGGUGGAUGAAGCUUCGUUGUAUUAUCGGAAGGCACAGAGUGGUUUCGAGGCCGUUUGGGGGCGAGAGAGCCAAAGAUAUGCGCGCUUAUCUAGCAGGAUGAACUCCGUAGCGUCUUACCAUUCGCAUAAUUGAAACGGAGAGGUGGGGGUAUUUAGGAUAUUUCUGGUAGGGGAGUGUGUAACAGAAUGGCGGAAAGGCAUCUUGGACGACGCGGGAUCAAUGUCAUGCUGCUAUAAUAAAGGUCAUGGUCCUCAGCGCAGAGUGGCGUCCGGGGAUAAGUAGCGUUGAGCAAUCGGAAGAGUCUAAUGCACUGUUGUAUUCAGCCGUGGGUUAAAAAGUAAAAAAGAGGGAAGAAGGAAGAGCAAAGAAUGAGAAUGGUUCGGGACGGUUGAAACUGCCCUAUUGG
This is a messenger RNA of Ilyonectria robusta, 3975 nucleotides long. RefSeq lists its product as uncharacterized. Gene Ontology annotation, cellular component: kinesin complex. The transcript has 4 exons. NCBI's taxonomy places the organism in Eukaryota, Fungi, Ascomycota, Sordariomycetes, Hypocreales, Nectriaceae. Gene Ontology annotation, biological process: nucleoside metabolic process. The record is from RefSeq and is a predicted model, not a curated record. Gene Ontology annotation, molecular function: catalytic activity; protein binding. Bases 386 to 3577 code for a protein of 1063 amino acids.